This is a messenger RNA of Etheostoma spectabile (orangethroat darter), 3107 nucleotides long. Its product is annotated as dual specificity mitogen-activated protein kinase kinase 4. Bases 124 to 1338 code for a protein of 404 amino acids. The transcript is spliced from 12 exons. NCBI's taxonomy places the organism in Eukaryota, Metazoa, Chordata, Actinopteri, Perciformes, Percidae. Gene Ontology annotation, molecular function: ATP binding; JUN kinase kinase activity. Gene Ontology annotation, biological process: protein phosphorylation; MAPK cascade. The record is from RefSeq and is a predicted model, not a curated record.
AGACACACGGGGCAGACACACGGGGCAGACACACGGGGCAGACACACGGGGCAGACUGGGGCAACUUUCACCCUGGCUGCAGCCUGAGCGGCGCCGCUGCCGGAAUCACUCACACACACAACAAUGGCGACUCCCGGUCCCGACAGCAGCUCCGCCAGCCUAGGAGCCACGUCGCACAGUUUCCACCAGCAGCAGCACACCCAGAGCAGCAUGCAAGAAACCACCACCUGCUGGAGAUGUCAGAAUGAAACAGGUAAACGUAAAGCUCUGAAGCUGAAUUUCGCCAACCCUCCAGUGAAACCAGCCUCCAGGCUCCCGCUCCAUCCACCGCCUUCCUCUUUCCAGAACCCUCACAUAGAGCGUCUGCGGACACAUAGUAUUGAGUCGUCGGGGAAGCUGAAGAUCUCUUCGGGGCAGCAUUGUGACUUCACGGCGGAGGAUCUGAGAGACCUUGGGGAGAUUGGUCGUGGAGCAUAUGGCUCCGUCAACAAGAUGGUCUACAAACCCACGGGCCAGAUCAUGGCUGUCAAGAGGAUUCGCUCCACUGUGGAUGAGAAGGAGCAGAAGCAGCUGCUGAUGGAUCUGGACGUGGUCAUGAGGAGCAGUGACUGUCCCUACAUCGUUCAGUUCUACGGCGCUCUCUUCAGAGAGGGUGACUGCUGGAUCUGUAUGGAACUCAUGGCUACCUCAUUAGACAAAUUUUACAAAUAUGUCUAUUGUGCAUUGGAUGAUGUCAUUCCGGAGGAAAUACUUGGCAAAAUAACAUUAGCGACUGUUAAAGCACUGAACCACUUAAAAGAAAACUUGAAAAUAAUUCAUAGAGACAUCAAACCUUCCAACAUUCUCAUGGACCGAGCGGGGAACAUCAAGCUGUGUGACUUUGGCAUCAGCGGUCAGCUGGUGGACUCUAUUGCUAAGACCCGGGACGCCGGCUGCCGGCCUUACAUGGCGCCUGAGAGGAUUGACCCCAGUGCGUCCAGACAAGGCUAUGACGUGCGUUCUGACGUCUGGAGCCUGGGAAUCACUCUGUACGAGCUGGCCACAGGAAGGUUCCCGUACCCAAAGUGGAACAGCGUGUUUGAUCAGCUGACUCAAGUGGUGAAAGGUGAGCCUCCGCAGCUCACCAGCUCCGAGGAACGCCAGUUCUCCCCCAUGUUCAUCAGCUGUGUCAACCUUUGCCUUACCAAGGAUGAAUCCAAACGGCCAAAGUACAAGGAGCUUCUGAAACAUCCCUUCAUUCUGAUGUAUGAAGAGCGUUUUGUGGACGUCGCCAGUUACGUAUGUCGUGUCCUGGAUCAGAUGCCCGCCUCGCCCAUCUCGCCUAUGUACGUGGACUGACGGAGUUAGGUUGUGUGCGUGUGCGAGAGUGUGAGGGUUACAUAGCAUCAGCUAUUUAUUCACACGUUCCAAAGAACAAAGGUUGCCCGGUGCAAUGACAUGAAUAUUGUUAAGCAAACCUCAGUCAAUUGUCAAAUAUCGUCAGCCAGGAAGAGUGUGUGUGUGUGUGUCUGUGUGUGUGUCUGUGUGUGUCUGUCUGUGUGUCUGUGUGUGUCUGUUUUCAGAUGUUCAGCUCAGUCUCUUAAACCGAGUGACACUACAUCAGGUACACAUGGUUCCAUGCUUCAUUGCCUGAUGUGAAGUUCUUCACUGAUAUAAAUGUGUGAGUGUGUGUAUAGACCAUGUGCUGUCCCUGGCAGGCUCUGAUCUUGAUCACAUCUUGUGGUGCACAAUGAGUCCAGCUGCUCCUCAGCAGCCCGCCACAGCACUCUGACCACAGAUAGGCCACAUGGGAUAAAAUCCUGGCAAUGGUUUCCUGUCGACAACCCACAAAUGCUGCUAAAUGACAUAAUGUCCUUUUGUACCAACCACACCCCUGCCAGGAGAGGACGAGGAUCUGUCCCCCUCACAGCAUGUUCCUCUGGGACCCGCCACGUUUCUCUGGCUCGCACUGAUGAUGGAAUGUGUCCCAUGCCAAACCAUAUACCAAACUCGGGAUGCAUCGCCAUAGUCUAACAGCCGCUCCCCCACCUGUCUUCCUUCACCAGGCGACGCUGCCACUCAGACUCCCUCCAUCACACAGUUAGCUACUUAACCAAACUGUCUGAAUGGAUGGUGGUCCUCCCACACUGGGGCGCUGUAGAGACUUGGAAUGUCAUAAAUGAAUAUAGAGGUAAAGAUGGCAAUAUUUAUAUUUUAAUGUAACACUGAAUAUUGCCAGCCUUAUCUGGUAACUAAUAAUGUAAGUAAAGGUCAUUUCAUGCAACACAGCCUAUAAAAAGCAAAGAGGUAUACAGAGUCAGCUUAAGUCAACUGUUGACUUUCUCAAAAUCAGUUUUGACUGACAUUUAUGAGUCUGUUGGAGUUGUUGAUCACCUUUGUUGUUUGACUUUAUUAUAUUUUAGUAUUGUAGUUGGAGUCUGGCAAGAGACAUAUUUAAAAAAGCAAAAUACAAGGCUGACUAGUAGGGCUGGGCCCAGAUCUAAAAUUUAAAGACUAUUUGUUUGGUUUUGCUCACAGCCAAUCACGAUUUCUAAUAUGAUGCAACGUGAAUGGCCCACUACCACAGCAGCUACAGAUACAAUCUGUGGUGUGAUGCAACUAAUGGAUGGGUAUCAAAUGAAAUGUAAACAAAAAGCUGAGUGAAGUACUCUGUUGGUAGCGGUAUCACUUUAAGGCUAGUGUUUGAAAGAAUGCCCAGCCAUACUGAAUAGUACUCCCGAUGACCAGUACAUCGACACGUAUAGAAUGUGCUGGAGUUCCCCUUUUCAUUUAAAAUUCUUUGACUUAGGCCUCUACAGAUGUCAGCCAUGUUGGAAAGUGUCCACCGUCAUCAGGAUGUGUUGAAUGCUCGUGGCUUAUUCUGGAGGAUUAGACCGUAACAGCAAGCCAUUCUUCUCUCAGUAAUGUGAAAUGGUGCAAAGCCCUAAGAAACUGAUUCAUUUCCAGGAAGCUACCUUACCACUUGUGAAUAUCAACCUCAAGGGUACAUGUUGUAUAAAUUGCAAUUUACUAGAAUGUUCAUAUUAGAUUAUAAAAUAUUAAUGGCAAUGAAUAUUAUAGUGUAUCUUUAUUGAAGGGUUACAAAUACAUUUUCUGUUUAAAACUUG